Lolium rigidum is the source of this 1503-nucleotide messenger RNA. Its product is annotated as AAA-ATPase At3g50940-like. Bases 1 to 1425 code for a protein of 474 amino acids. Lineage: Eukaryota; Viridiplantae; Streptophyta; Magnoliopsida; Poales; Poaceae. Gene Ontology annotation, molecular function: ATP binding; ATP hydrolysis activity. The record is from RefSeq and is a predicted model, not a curated record. The transcript has a single exon.
AUGGCGGCACCGUCGGAGGGGCCAAAGGUGCUGAAGGCAUACAAGGAGGCGCUCGCCACCGCAGCCUCGGUGAGCGCGUACGCCAUGCUUGCGCGCGGCAUGGCGCGGGAGUUCCUCCCCGACGAGCUGUGUGCAGCGGUGCGCUGGGGAGCGUCCUUGGUGUGCUCCCGCCUGGGAGCCCGCGAGAAGGCCCGCCACACCAUCAUCAUCCGCCGCGUCGAGAACAACCACUUAUUCGACGCGGCACGCACGUACCUGGCCGACAAGAUCAGUCCGCGUACCAUGCCCCGGCUGCGCCUCUCGCACUCCCGCGUCACUGAUGAGUCGGACGGGAGCAGCAGCUGGUGCACGCUCCUGAGCAUGGAGGAUGGCGGCUCCACCACCGACAACUUCGACGGCGCCGAGUUCCGCUGGCUGUACGUGGAAUCCGGUGGCGACGACAACGAUAACAGGGGCCGGGGCGGCAGCGAGUCCUUGGAGCUGAGCUUCGAGGCGGAGCACGCGGAUACCGUGCUCGAGAGGUACGUUCCCUUCGUCGUGUCGGCGGCGGAGGAGCUGUGGCGCCAGGACCGCGCGCUCAAGAUCUUUCUCAACGACGGGAGCAUGUGGCAGGGGAUCAACCACCACCACCCGGCCUCCUUCGACACGCUCGCCAUGGACCCGGCACUCAAGCGGGCCGUCCGCGACGACCUCGACCGCUUCCUCAAGAGGAGAGACUACUACCAGCGGAUCGGCAAGGCGUGGAAGCGCGGCUACCUGCUCUACGGCCCCCCGGGCACCGGCAAGUCCAGCCUCGUCGCCGCCAUGGCCAACUAUCUCCGUUUCAACAUCUACGACCUCGAUCUCGCCGGAUUGUACGACAACACCUGCCUGCAGAGGCUUCUCGUCGACAUGUCUAACCAGUCCAUCCUCGUCAUCGAGGAUAUUGACUGCAGCUUCGACACCAUGUCCAGGGAACGUAGCAAGGUAUCGGAAUCGGCCGACGCUGAGGACGACGACGACGACCGAGACCACCGCACCCGCGAGGAGCCCAAAAUUACACUUUCGGGGCUGCUCAACUUCAUCGACGGCCUGUGGUCAACCAGCGGCGAGGAGCGCAUCAUCAUCUUCACCACCAACUACAAGGACCGCCUCGACCCGGCGCUGCUGCGACCGGGACGCAUGGAUAUGCACGUCUACAUGGGCUACUGCUGCUGGGAGGCGUUCAGAACGCUGGCCCAGAACUAUCACCUCCUCGAGGAUCACCCUCUGUUCCCGGAGAUACAGGAGCUGCUUGCGGCGGUGGAGGUGACACCGGCCGAGGUGUCCGAGAUGCUGCUGAGGAGUGAGGACGCUGAUGUUGCGAUGCGGGUGCUUACGGAGUUCCUGCAAGAAAGGAGCGGGGCAACAAAAGAGUCAAAGCACAAGCCCGACGAGGCACAGUAGAGCUGAGAUGGCUAUGUUGUAAGCUUAAUUUUACUCCUUUAUUUACUAGCGGACAGGCGCGACUCGCCUGUACCUCGU